Alternaria incomplexa is the source of this 942-nucleotide messenger RNA. RefSeq lists its product as uncharacterized. The coding region runs from base 1 to 942 and encodes 313 amino acids. The transcript is spliced from 2 exons. Lineage: Eukaryota; Fungi; Ascomycota; Dothideomycetes; Pleosporales; Pleosporaceae. Gene Ontology annotation, molecular function: protein binding. The record is from RefSeq and is a predicted model, not a curated record.
AUGGCAAGCCAACUCCCAGACGAGGUCCUUCUCCAGAUUUUGCACUACCUCCCCAAAAGUGUCAAGUACCCUAAGCCGCAAGCCGACUUACUCAAUGCGCUCUCGACGUGCAAACAACUGGCACCACUUGCCCGAGAGGUUCUCUUCUGCGCACCAAUACUGUACUCAAGCAAGGUCGACCAAUUUCUCGCUUCACUCUUCCAGUACCCAGACCUGCGAUACAAGAUCCGCAGCUUGACCAUCGAAACGGAAAUCCGUGGGAUGUGCAUAGGACCGAACCCUAUUCCAGCACUCGACUCGGAGCUAUUAUCGAAAGCCAUCAGCCAUAUCAGCACAUUAGACAUCGAUCCUCUGACGAAACAACACUUUACCGAAUCCCUCCAUGCCGGAAACGAAUACGACGGGCCUAGCAUCCUCCUCAGCCUCGUGCUGACCAUGCUACCCAAUCUACAGGAACUGUAUCUCGGGGGCUCGAUACUGUACAACUUUCCCUUCCUCCAACCCCUGCUCUACCAUAGCAGCCUCUUUCCAGCCUACACCCCCGAUCUAGGCCCUCUCCUCCCUCUCUUCAGCCACAAACUUACGGUCCUUGAAUUACCCAACGACUUCCGCACCUCGCCUUCCAGCCGGUCCGAUUAUCGAGGCUCUGUGCAUGGUAUCCCGAAGUACUUCCCCGCGUUGCGCACGCUUGUGCUGCCGAGUGACAAUGUUGUAUAUGCGUACUACAAAGAAGUCGUGCCGUCCAAGCUCGAACGGCUUAUCUUGACCGACUGUCUCGGUAGGGAGGCAGAAAGUGGUAUUGAGCUUGAUCUUUCGGAAGCGACCAUGGAUGAGAAAGAGCGUAGGUGGAACAAGGUUAAAAGGGAUGAGAAGAAGAAGCGAGAGGCUAGGAAAAUUGCAUGGGGCGGAGUUACAGGCGUGCGGAACCACACGGCAUCGUAG